Messenger RNA from Plasmodium knowlesi strain H, 2559 nucleotides. Its product is annotated as conserved Plasmodium protein, unknown function. Lineage: Eukaryota; Apicomplexa; Aconoidasida; Haemosporida; Plasmodiidae. Bases 1 to 2559 code for a protein of 852 amino acids. The record is from RefSeq and is a predicted model, not a curated record. The transcript has a single exon.
AUGAGGAAGGUACAAAUAAUUUUUGCAAUAUGUUAUUUUCUAAUUUUAUGUUGUUUAAUAAAACCGAGUACGGUUAGCAUAUUCUGUGAAAAUAUAAGUGAUGAUGAAGAUGUAUACACAAGUACAUUAAGAGGACAAAAUUUCAGCGAAGAAUUUAUAGCCCUAUUUGACAACAAGGAUGUUCGUGCUACGAUAGAAAAGUUUAUUUCAGAAGAACAUGUAAAAAACUACAUUAGCAGUGUCAGAAAAACUGAAGAAAAUAUAAUUAAAACUGUUGAAAAAUUAUUAGUAACAGAAUUUCCAUCCACCAUUGGACUUAAGGGAGACAUUGUCAAAAAUGAACUAUUGAAAUUUUUAACCAUUAUAUUUACAAAGCAGGAAAAUCUUGUGAAGAAAAUUUUUGAUUACUUUAAUAAAAGCUCUUUCAACAUUGGUGAGAAUUAUCGUCAUUUCGAAAAUAAAUUUUGGGGCCAAUAUGAAAAUAUUGAAAAUUUAAAAAAAAAAUAUUCAUCCAUUUUUAAUCAAGUAUAUGAAUCAGUGGAUAGUACAAAGAAAAGUGAAGAUAAUAAAAGCAGUGUGUACUUUAUUGACAUCAAGGAUAAAAUAAUUUCGAAUAUAACAUCGCUUAAGGACAUUUUGAGAAAACUAAGAGGUGAAGUUGUUUCUCUUUAUAACUUAAACUAUGGAUUGAAUGAAUUGAAAAAUGAGGUGGAUGGAUAUAUUAUAAAAUUUAAGAGAGAAAUACAGGGUGAGGAGGGCACUCCCAUCAGUGAAGAUGCUGGAAAUGGAAAAGAAAAUGAUAUGAACAUGCUGAACCUGGUGGAAGAUGUGAUAUCGAAAUUGAUGUUCGAAUUGGGAACCCAAGUUUCCAAAACGAAAGAUGAACUUCAAAAACGGAUAACGACUCUGGAGAAGGAACACAUGGAUAUGUCUAAUGAAAUCACGAGGUUGGACAUUCACCAGAAUUCCCCCAAGCUAUCCAUCGUAAAGAACAACAAUUUCCUGAACAUUGAAAGCAUUCGGGGUGAGUAUGAGGAGUACGUAAAUAAAAUGAAAACCGACGGAGACGCUGUAGACGACACGAAUGGUGAGAAGGAUAUAAAGGAUAGUGAUGGUGAGGACGACGGGCCCGUGUUCGAGAAAACCAUGGUACUCCUGGAAAAGCACUCCUCCUGGGUGAAGGAACAGGAUGCCUUAACCUACUGUAAGAGGGACGACAUCGCCGAAGUUUUGAAGAUCUGCCUUAACUUGGUGGAGAAGGUGAGGGAUUUAAUUAUACACGAAAAUUUCAAUUUAUUGAUGAAAUAUGAGAAGCUGUACGAGGAGCUGAAUAAGUUUCUGUACGAUUCGAGAAGCAGAACCCUGGACAUGUCGUACAUGAAGGCAUGGUAUGCCAUCGAGAAUUUCAAUGGAACGGAAAUCCUGAUAAAGGGAGUUGACCGCCUACUGCGCACGAUUAGUAUACUCACACAGAUGAUUAAUCUUUUUAAGGAAACUAAUAAAAAUAUGAACGCAGAUGUAAUUUCUAACCUGAACAAGUUAAAUGAUGGGUUUAACAAUGCAGCGGAGAAAGUAAUUCUAUUUAAGGUGGAGCUAGCCAAAUUAAUGCAUCCUACACAUAGUCUACAAGUUAUAAAAAAUAAUAUUGAAAAGUUUGGACAUGUGUAUAAGGAUAACCUUGCGAAGAUGAAGGUUAUUACAAAUUCAUUUGAUAUUGCCUCUGAAAAUAUGCAAAGAGAAAUUGAUGAAAUUUUAAAAAUUGUAAGUAAUAUAAUUCAGACAGACAAUUUAAUUAGCGAAUUUAAAACGAUUAGGAGAGUAUGGAAGGGGCACGUUAAACUCACUUUGAAUGAACUGAAUGAGAAGAAGGGGCUUCUCAUUAAUGCGUAUAAAGAAAAUAGAGAUGUGAUUUUCCCCCCAUGGAUGGAUUAUUCCACAUCCAACGUUUUGCCCAGUGGAGGGUUAGGAAACGCAUUGACAGGUGCUCUGGGUGGGCUACUAAGCAGAAUACUAAGCCAUGCAGGUAACCUUAAUGGGAACUCCAUUAGCAAGAACACCUUGGAGUCGCCAUAUUUUAUGAACAUGUACAAAAACGUGAUGAAUAAAUUAGAUACGGUGAAAGACGAAGGAGAAAUGAAAAAGCUCUUCUCUGUUAUAUACAGAUCAGUGGACAGUGUUAUAGAAAUAGUUAGAGAGAACAGGGAACAGAUAAAUCGAGAGUAUAAGAAGAAGCGAGAGGAUAUUAUGAAUUUGGUUAAUUAUAGGAAGGACUCGAGAGUUGACAUGACAAAAGUUUAUAACAAAUUGAUCGAACUAGAGGGAGACUUGGUUAGAAAUUUAGAGAAAUUAUUUUUAAAUAAAGUGAAUUUGUAUAAACAGUUGGAACAUUCUGUGGAGGUGACAAAGGAGGAGCUCUUCAAGGACAAGGUACCUCCUUACUGCCAGUUGGUGGAAGAAUUCAUUACUAAAUAUUUUCUGACCAUGGUGAGGUGGAAAAGGCUUAUAAACAACAACAGAGAUUUAUUCCCUCCUGAGUUGAUAUCAAACAUUGUGGAGUAG